GGACGGAGUACUCGUGAGUGUGGAGAAGAAUGUAGGGCUAUUCUUGGGGAUUUGGACCCUCCGUCGGACCGUCACUGCGUGCGUAGAGCCAUAUUCAUGUAUCGGUCAUUCCCCGUCACUGCUUGCGUCGCGACUUAUCUCAGUAAUCUCACCUCCCCUAUAAAUUCUCGGGGAUUUGGACCCUAAUCGCUUACCGCAACCCAAACAACAGCACUCAAAUCGAAGCCAGAAUUCGAAAUCGAAAUCGCACAAACAACGAUCAUGGCUCCUCCGUACGUGAAAGAAGAUCUUCCCCCAUAUUUGGAUUCUACUUCUGAACCGCCUCCUCUCUUUGAUGGAACUACUCGGUUGUAUACCUAUUACCCGUGCCCGUUUGCUCAGCGUGUUUGGAUUGCCAGGAACUAUAAGGGUUUACAAGACGAGAUCAAAUUGGUUCCUAUUAACCUUAGAGACAGGCCUGCCUGGUACAAAGAGAAAGUUUACCCAGAAAAUAAGGUGCCAUCACUGGAGCACAAUAACAAAAUCAUCGGAGAGAGUCUAGUUUUACUUAAAUAUCUAGAUGAUAACUUUGAAGGCCGCAAACUUUUGCCUAAUGAUCCUUUGAAACAGCAGUUUGCUGAAGAGUUGUUAGCGUACACUGACACACUCAACAAAAUCGUGUAUACUUCUUUUAAAGGAGAUCCAGCGAAAGAAGCUGGUAUCGCUUUUGAUUACUUAGAAACCGCUCUACACAAAUUCGAGGAUGGACCUUUCUUCCUUGGCCAAUUCAGUCUGGCGGACAUAGCCUAUGCUCCAUUUGUCGAAAGGUUUCAAAUCUUCUUACAAGAUGCGUGGAAGUAUGACAUUACGGCAGGACGACCAAAACUAGCAACAUGGAUUGAAGAGGUGAACAAGAUUGAUGCUUACAAGCAGACAAAGUGCGAUCCCGAAGAACUUAUUCAAACCUACAAGCAGCGCUUUCUGGGUCAGUAGUGAAUUUCCCAGAAGCUACUCCAGCAGCUGUUCUGAACUAUGUACUAAAUAAGUGGCUGCAUGCUAUCUAUGUUGUAUCUAUUCUGUUACUCUGGUGUUCCCAAAGCUUGUCGUUGGAUUGUUUUUCUAGCUUAAUAAGAUCAACUCAUUUGUGUGGUGUGCUGUGA
Molecule: messenger RNA, 1139 nt
Organism: Rhododendron vialii
Lineage: Eukaryota; Viridiplantae; Streptophyta; Magnoliopsida; Ericales; Ericaceae
Product: glutathione S-transferase L3-like
Exons: 10
Coding region: 262-972 (236 amino acids)
Molecular function (GO): glutathione transferase activity
Source: RefSeq, a predicted model, not a curated record